CCGAGUUCGGAACGCUAGCGCUACGGCAGCGUUUUAGCCACGCUUCUUAUUUUCUCCUAUAACAAAAUCGGUCAGUGGUGUAUGAAAACAACAAUAAUUUCCUAGCAAUUGCUUGUGGUUUCCGGUGAUAAUUAAAUGGCACAUGCAGAAACCUUCAAACAGAAAAACUGUGACCGUGAAUAUCCCAGCAACCUGAUUCCGUAUCCAAUUCAAAAGACAACGCGCCUCGCAUAAAUAAUUGAGUAAUUUUCAUGCCGCUCAGCCUCAGCCGGAAUUUAACAGUUCCCCUUUAUUAGUGGCUCACCGUAAAAUGAAACUGAAAAAAAGAUAGUACCCAACAAAAAGUCAUUAUCAUUAUCAGCAAAAAUUGCGCAUCCGACAAUCAAAGAUAAACAUCCGUAUCAAUACGAUCCAUUUCGAAAGGAUCUCGAACGAUCUCGCCUCCCAAACAUGCCCGGCACCUCGUAUCCCACGAAUAAUGAUAAUUUCAGCAACGGAUUCCCGAUGGCCACCACACAAAGUGAACGACUGCUUCAGGCCCAGAAUCGAAGGAAGUUCAGUUUUCCCGCCACCCUCCAUUCAGCCUCCUUGUUGGAAGUGGGCGGAGGCCAGCGGGAGACGACAAGGCGGAGGCUAAGCAAUGUCAGCGAUGUGGUCACCCGGAAGUUGUCCUACACGAUUGGCUGGAAGGCGGCGCAGAUUCCAGCACAAGACAUCAUUACACAGGGUCGUUGUCUCUGCGGUCACUACAUAAAGCGACGCUUGAGAAGAUCGGGGCUGUUUAAUAAAAAACUGGGUCUCCAGCGGAUUCGAAGCAUUCUUGGAUCAACUUCCAUGGGCAUUGUAAGAGAUGUCUUUCCAGCCGUUCAAGUGCUAGGCGAUGAACUGGAACGUAUGCAUCCGCGGGUCUACAAUGGAGUUGCUCGUCAGAUCUGCCGCAAUCCUGGCGGAGAGUUCAAUACCCCGGAUGCCGUGAGUCUUUUGCUGGGUGCCGUCGGUCGAGAGCUCUUCCGGAUGGAGAUAACCUGGAGCAAGGUUAUAUCGCUGUUUGCCAUAGCCGGUGGCCUAUCCGUCGAUUGUGUGCGCCAGGGGCAUCCGGAGUACCUGCCAAAGCUAAUGGAGAGUGUUUCCGAGGUGAUCGAAGAUGAGCUGGUGCCUUGGAUCAAUGAAAACGGUGGAUGGAGUGGCAUAAAUACCCAUGUUCUCCCCACCUCCAAUAGCCUGAAUCCCUUGGAAUGGACAACUCUAGUAAUUGGUGUUGUAUUUGGCUUGAUCCUAUUUUUUAUGAUCUUGCGUUUUAUAAUAAGCACGAUAGUACCGAAAAUAUACCAACGAUUUACCAACUGAA
Molecule: messenger RNA, 1348 nt
Organism: Drosophila bipectinata
Lineage: Eukaryota; Metazoa; Arthropoda; Insecta; Diptera; Drosophilidae
Gene: Buffy
Product: BCL2 family apoptosis regulator buffy
Biological process (GO): regulation of apoptotic process; extrinsic apoptotic signaling pathway in absence of ligand; intrinsic apoptotic signaling pathway in response to DNA damage
Cellular component (GO): mitochondrial outer membrane
Molecular function (GO): protein heterodimerization activity; protein homodimerization activity
Source: RefSeq, a predicted model, not a curated record